CUCAUUAAAGACGCCACUAAAAUGGAACAUGGCGUCUGUUCGUCCGAAGCGAAGGCGCCAGAUUCAAAAGUGGCGACAUGUCACGCAGCGGAGUGGAAACUGCAGCCCACAGCCCGCUCCUCUCCUCCAGUUUCUGUUUUAGCCCACGGUCAUGCGUUUGCGCGAAGGGCUGGUCGACAGCCAUGUGGAAUGGCCUCCCCGAGCCGCUUCUGGCUGCUGGAUGCUCUACACCUGAGCCUUGGCUCCUACCUGGCUGCAGCUCUGUUUUUGACAGCCUUGUCAGUAAUGUUUCUCCGAUCCCGAUGUCACCAACAGCAAUCGGCCCGCGAGGAGGGGAGAGAUCUGCCACCAACAAACCACGCAGGUGCAGGACAUCCAUCUUGGAGCGUUGCAUCCUUAAAGUGUCGACCAGCAGCGUCGCUGUGGGAACCGAAGAUCUGGACAAGAGCAGGGCUUCGCUCGCUCGCUGCUUCCCUCGCAUCCCAGACCCGAACAACACUGAGACAAACGCUGCGGUUCUCAAGCGCAGACAGAAGCAGAUCCUGUACGGCAAGACUACGAGCGGCUACCAGAACUACCUGCAACAAGUCCCAAAACACUUGAGAGACCCAAAGCUCCACCCGUCCACCCCCAACAAGUACAGGAAGUACAGCAGGCGCUCCUGGGACAUGCAAGUCCGUCUGUGGCGACGAGCGCUGCACCAGUGGGACCCGCCGAGCGACGCCCCCGACCUCACUCUCGACCCCGUGGAGCAACUGCAGAACCAGCUGGCAAAGAUGACCUCUGACUUGUGUGACGAUGGAGGAGAGAAGCAGAGAGAGAAGGAGACCCUGGCGGCCCCGAAGGCCUCCUCUGUGUCCCCCCUGUCGGCCGACAUGUCGCCGGAGCUACCUGACGCCUGGAACGUUCCACUGUCACCGGAGCCCGAGAGGAGCCGCCGACCACCUCGCGCCCCUCCUGGCCUCAGCUGCUCAUUCAGGAUUCAGCUGACCAACAACAACAUGGCCGACUGGCUCCACCUCCAGCUGGAGGAUGAGCAUACAGGGGAUUUCGGUGCCGAUGACCAACAGGUCCCUAUGGUUUCAGACCAGUACUUAUGGAAUCCCUACUGAUCGACCCUCGCUGCAACUAGCCUGGUUCAGUCGUCACUGAGCAAUGUCAUCAUCAAGAUGCUGGAUUACGUCAUGUGCAUUUAAAUCUUUGUGUGUGUGUGUUUCCGGUAUAUUUGGCUUUUUAAGAACACUGAGGAUUUGAAAUGAGCGAGGGGACGAUGUGAUUGUUUUUUUGUUUUUUUUUUUGGGUCCUUGAGCUUCUUUGCUGCUGUUGUACCCAGGAGGGAAUUGAUGAGGUUUCCCAGCUGCUCUUAAAGGUAUCCCAGUGUUUAACAGGCAGAGGUCGACUUGGCACUUUGACCCAAGCAUGUUUCUAUCAUUUGCACUCUUGUGUUAACCGCACUUUGUCACCUGCGCCGUGUUCUCAAUGUCCACAAAACGUUCGUACUUAAAGUCACCAUGUUUUUUUGUUUUUGUUUUUUCUCUGUCACUUUCUGGUCUCUGUAGAGGCUGUUUUGUUUCGUUUUUGUCCAUGUUCACCUCUGUUCUGAUAAGGCUGCUUCCAUCUUUUCCUUUUUUUAUUUGUUACAUAAUGUGUGCUGCUUUGAAUAUUGAAAGCGUCGCUGAAAUUAAUAAAGAUGUAAAUAAAGUGUUAAAGCUU
Molecule: messenger RNA, 1713 nt
Organism: Phyllopteryx taeniolatus (common seadragon)
Lineage: Eukaryota; Metazoa; Chordata; Actinopteri; Syngnathiformes; Syngnathidae
Gene: slbp2
Product: stem-loop binding protein 2
Exons: 9
Coding region: 78-1112 (344 amino acids)
Biological process (GO): mRNA transport; mRNA 3'-end processing by stem-loop binding and cleavage
Cellular component (GO): histone pre-mRNA 3'end processing complex; cytoplasm
Molecular function (GO): mRNA binding; histone pre-mRNA stem-loop binding
Source: RefSeq, a predicted model, not a curated record